Messenger RNA from Athalia rosae (coleseed sawfly), 5644 nucleotides. It is a transcript of the gene Pcif1, whose product is annotated as mRNA (2'-O-methyladenosine-N(6)-)-methyltransferase. The transcript is spliced from 6 exons. Gene Ontology annotation, molecular function: RNA polymerase II C-terminal domain binding; mRNA (2'-O-methyladenosine-N6-)-methyltransferase activity. The record is from RefSeq and is a predicted model, not a curated record. Bases 211 to 2442 code for a protein of 743 amino acids. Gene Ontology annotation, cellular component: nucleus. Lineage: Eukaryota; Metazoa; Arthropoda; Insecta; Hymenoptera; Athaliidae.
AGAAGCAAUAAUCAGACUCAACAGCCUUUUUAUCUCUUUUUAUUUCUUCGUAAGCUGUGCCGAUCAACUUCCCUUGACGCCGCACUCCGCAGUCAGAGGCAAAUGGCGUCGUACGGCUGGAUGUUGUCACGUCAAUUUAUGCAUAAUUAUAAAUGAAUUUCAACUAUUGCGAUGGAUAUUUAUUGAAUACGAACGAAAAAAGGCUCUGAGAUGAAUGAGGUCAGCGGGGGCAAACAAGAAAUGGCUAAUAACUCGGCUUGGGAGGCAUUGGCUGGACAAUCUGUGUCCACGCUGCCUCCUAUGCAUCAUCAUCAGCUCCUGCAACAGGAUACAAGUCCUCCAGUUACACAAGUUAUCGUACCCACUCCUGUCAAACUUCAGGCAGCAAUAUUACCGCCACCUCAGAACAUUGUCGAUCACUGCCCACCCUUAUCUCAUGCGCAGCAGACGUCCAUUGCUCCACAGCAGGGCGCCGUACCAGGCGUUUUCACAGAGUCAGAAUUAUCGCCAGAGCUCCAGCAGCAAGGGUGGAAGAAAUUCUGGAGCAAAAGAGAAAAUCGGCCGUACUUCUGGAACAAAUCAACAGGAGAAUCUCUCUGGGUGCCUCCCUUAUUGAAACCGCAAUUUGACCCCAUAACAGAUCCACUAGGAAUAUGUGGAGUACCUCCAGUUGCUGCAAAUGGUCCAAUAACUCCUGGUACUCCUGCAACAACUCUCAAACGUAGAGCUUCCGAAGAAAAUCCUGCUGGUUCAGCAGCAAAAAAAUUUAUUCUAGCCGGCCCAUGGGACUUAGAGAUCCCGACUAAUGUGAUAAUUUAUGAAAGAGGACCAUCAAACUUGCCUCAUAUUCAUCCUGACGUUGAAGCCUUCAGAUGUGGAUUACUUGCCAAAUUACGGCAGUGCUAUCAAGAACUGUGCCACACAAGAGAAUCUAUCGACGCUCCAAAAGAUUCCUUCAAUCGAUGGUUGAUGGAGCGGAAAGUGAUUGAUUGUGGAUCUGAUCCGCUACUUCCGAGCCAAUGUUUUCCUGAAAUAUCUAUGUCCAUGUAUCGUGAAAUAAUGAAUGACAUACCAAUAAAACUUGUCAGGCCGAAAUUCACUGGCGAUGCAAGGAAACAGCUGUCAAGAUAUGCCGAAGCAGCUAAAAAAAUGAUGGAAUCUAGGGCGGCAUCUUCUGACUCUAGAAAGGUCGUCAAAUGGAAUGCUGACGAUACGUUCCAAUGGCUAAGAAGAACAAUCGGUGCUACGUUUGAUGAUUUUCAAGACAGAUUAGCCCAUCUAAAGAGGCAAUGUCAACCCCAUUUGACAGAGACAGUCAAAGCAAGCGUCGAGGGUAUUUGUUUAAAAAUUUAUCACCUCUCUACGGACUACGCGAGAAAAGUCAAGGAGAAGAACAAUCAAAUUACGAAAGAUAACGGUCUAGGAGACGUCGUACCUUUGGGAGGUCCGGCGAGCACUCAGAGAAAAGUGUGGUGUUAUCCGGUACAAUUUUCUUUGCCGAGUCCCCGGCUACCCCAAAUAGAUUACUUACCAGAACGAGAACAAACAAUGCUCCGCUAUCACGGCGACACAAUGGGUAUUAACAACACUCAUUUAACAAAGCUGGAACAUUUGUACAGAUAUAAUUGUUUUGAUGAUAAAAAAUUCGAGAUGUUCUUACCCCGUGUUUGGUCUAUGCUAAAGCGAUAUCAAACGUUUCUGGGAAUCAACGAGGGCCAAGCUACUCAAAUGGCAUUGCCAGUCACUGUCUUUGAAUGUCUCCAGAGAACUUUUGGUGUCACUUUUGAAUGUUUUGCUUCUCCUUUAAAUUGCUACUUCAGGCAAUAUUGUUCAGCGUUUGCGGAUACAGAUUCCUACUUUGGAUCCAGAGGACCCUUCCUAGACUUUAGGCCGGUUAGUGGUUCUUUCCAAGCUAAUCCGCCAUACUGUGAGGAAUUAAUGGAAGCCAUGGUCAAUCAUUUCGAGCAAUUGCUGGCCGACUCUGCCGAGCCACUAUCGUUUGUAGUUUUUCUACCCGAAUGGAGAGAUCCGGCACCCAACGCACUUCUCAAACUUGAGAGUAGUCACUUUAAACGCAAACAAGUUGUUGUUCCCGCAAUGGAACACGAAUACAGACACGGAUUUCAACACUUUCUCCCCAAGGGUGAAGUAAACAUAAGAGCAGCUCAUGGAACUCUUGUCGUCUGGCUACAGAAUACUGCUGGAAAUGCACGCUGGGGGCCUGCUGACGACAGGGUCGAAGCGCUUUUAGAAGCAUGGCGACCUGGACGAGAAAGAGAAAGAGACAGACAAGAGCUAUUGUCUCCACCAAGACAUACUCAUCAACCUAUUUCUGCAACCCCUAUUCCCGUGCCAUCUACACCCAUCACUCAGAUGACCUCACUCCCAUCUUUGUCAACUUUGUCAACGCAUCCAAUUUCUGUUUUAGAAUCAAUUAAAUGAAACUUAAAUAUCCAAAAGGGAUAUUUAUGGUUGGUUGGUUCUGGUGGUGUUUCCUGCAGAGACUCAAAUCCUUCUAUCAGGGCAGAGUUUUCGUCCCAAUAUUUGGCUAUAUGUUGCGUCUAGUUUGAUCAGUUCUGAUGAAUGUCAAAUUUGCCUUAGUUUUCAUUGAGAAAUUUCAAUGUCUAAGAAAUGUUGGAGCAGAAAAGUCUCGACAAUCGUGUGUAGCUCAUGGAGAAUUUUUUUUCAAUUGAAAUGACUUUUAUGUGACUAUCUCGAUACAUGUAUUUAUUGCGAAUAUGUAUCACUAUUUAAUUGAAGUAGUCUCAAUAUAUUGGAAAGUCUGACUGCUUUGCCAAAAUGUUAAUUGUUCCUAAUCAUUGCGUCAGACUUUACAUAGUAUAGGGGGUACAAAAUAGUAGAUAUCCUUGCUGUGCAAGUUGAAGCUAUUAAAUUUAUACAGAGGAACACGAUAAUUUAAAUCAAUGUGAGAUCUCACAAAUCUAACAAAUUUAUAUGUAUGUUCUAGGGUGACCCUUAACAGGAGUGAUAUCGAAUUUUCAUGCUUCUCGGGGCUUAAAGCUUCCAAAUUAAUGGAAAAAAUUACCUGAACAUUCGAGCUCUUAAUAUCAACUCUACGAUAAUCCGCUUUUCCGCUCCAAAGUUUCUUAUGGAAAUGAUACGGGGAAAACUUCUCUCGUUUUCUGAGAUUUCAUAAGUCAUUGACGAAUAUAUCAACAAUAAUGUAAAACACAUAUUUCUGUAGAAAAUUUAACGCUCUACAACGAAGGUCUUUGAUGAUUUUCCGCUAAUUUUACUUUAAGUUAUAAAGUGAAUAAUUUUUGAAAUUUCUUUAGAGUUGCAUCGAAUACAAUAGUUCAUUAAGGGUAAAAAAUAAUUUUUUUGUACAACCGUUUAUUUCAGAAUUUUACUUGACAAUAUUGAUAAUUUUGUAUAAAUUAAACUUUAACCUCGGAUAACUUUUGAGCCAGUAGAUUUAGCCAAAAAUCAUGGAAGAUCGUUUUGUAGAGCAUUGAAAUUUGUAUAAAAAUCUGUAGUUUCCAUUAUUGUUGGUAUAUUCGUCAAUAUCUUAUGAAAUUUCAAAGAACAAAAAACAUUUUUCCCAUGUUAUUUCUCUAACAAAGUUCGGUGCCAAUGCGAACUAUCUGAAAGUUGAUACAAAGAGCUCAGAUAUGCAGGGGAUUUUUUUAAUUUAUUUAGGAGCGCUUAAGCCCCUGGUAGUAUUAAAAUUCAGAAACACCCUUGUUAAGGACCAUACUAAUAUCUUCAAAGUUACAAUUUAAAUUUCGAACUUACUAGCUAUUCGCUUUUGGAUUUUUUGUCAUCCGUCCUUUUCAAUUCCGUUUCAAUUGAAGUGUAAUUCAUUUUUCGUAUAAAAAAAAAAGAGCAACUAUAGAAGAAUGAAGUUGUUAAGUUAUUGCAUGCCUCGAGAAUAAGACCACCUAAUAUCUAUUAAAUAAUGAUAUUUUAUUUCAAUCAGAUGAUCAAUGAAUAACGAGGAAAAGUAAUAUGAAAGAAAGACGCACACAAUUCAUAGUUUUAUGUUCAAUUAAUGAUCGUGCUCAAAGCGCAAAUUGACCUUUUACCGUGGUUUCACCCCUUGAAAAGUUGAAAAACAAAUCAAAAAAUUGAUGGUAACUAGAAAUCGAACGUACUGCACCUUUCAUGUGAAGCAUAUCUACACAACAGAUGAUACUAGAUGUAGGGGAGGUACAGGUCUCACACCGCAAUAUACCUAUAGGUAAGCGUGAUUUAGUCGGGAUAUAAAAAAGCGCAUAUCAUGGAAUUUAUACAUACAUGGUCAAAGUUCGGCAGAAAGGAACGGAGUUGUCAUUGAUAGAUAUACUAGAGUAAGCGACUUAUCUUAUCUCACAUGUAUGUAAAUAAUAUUUGGAUUCAAAUGAGAGCAAUUGUAGUAAAUAUCUCGAUUUUUCAUUUUUUUUCUCAAAAGUUAUGGUUCCCAGAUUUCACAUUGCUCGUAAUCACUUGCUUUGUAUCCACUACUUUGCCAGAAUUCUUUGGAUUUGAGUUUUAAAAAGUCCUAACUUCUCUCGUAAAUUUUGUACAUUUUUAUUAGCCAAUAUACCGUAUGCGUAUAAUUGAUAUGUAUGCAAAAUAUACAUAAAUAUUCACGUACCCGAUGACCGGUGUACAUAUACCUGUAUAUCCAUAUAAUUUGAAUAUGCACACAUCAAAUAAUAAUGUAUUGUUGCCUAUUCAGUUGGUAGUAUAAUUGGGACAAUACAUGAAGUUUAAAAUUUUAAAUGUGGCGUCACAUUGUUCAAUUUAAGUAUAAAGAGAGAGCUCAAGGAAAAUAAAUCAUUAGAAAAUGCUUACAGCUGCUCAAAUGCUAGACUAGAGCGAGCGACUCAAUCUCGUUUCGUUUGGUCUAGUUUCUUUACUCAGAAAAAAUAUUUGUGCAACAACACACCGGCGUACAUUUUAAAUUGCACGGCAACUGUUUUCAUCCACGCAUUGAGUUAUAACUAAGUGUAGAUGGAUCACAUCGUUUGUUGAACAAACAAAAAGCCACGUGAAUAUUGACUUAUUGACGCUCAUCAGUGCUUGACAUCUCCGUUUAAUUGCAUGCUUCUUCUGUUUCUUUGGCUCACAAUCAGUAACUGUGAAAAAUAGUCAGAUCAGCAGUUGUUGAAUGCUGAUGGACAGAGUUAUCGAUUGUCUAGCACUAAUUUGAUUACUUACAUUUCAAUGAUACAGUUAUUGUUGUUAUUCUUUGCUGUUCUGGAUUUAUGAUUUUGCUCAGUUACUGUGCGAUCCAAUCGGUACAUUCACCAAUCGUUGCUUAAAACUGACGGAGCUCCCACAGUGUGCGAUAUCAGGAGACUCCGUAGGCCAUUAAGAAAACAUGUAUAAAAUCAGUUAACUACUCAAUUUGCUGGGCAAAAGUUUACUGAUUUUAUGUCAACGAUUUGUAUUCCCUUUACUAAUUGACAACACAUUUGAGAAAUCGUCUUGAAAGCCCUACUCGUAUCGAAUAAUCGUAUUUCAACAUCGAUGAAAUUUUACUGUGCAAUAGCGAAAGUUAUAAGUGAAGAAAUUGUGAAUAUGAAUUUAUAAUAAUCAAUACACGAUUGGUAGUAAUAAGGAAUGAAAUUUUUUAAAAUAUUUACCAUGUCAUGGUUAAGAAUGUUAUAUAACUAUAAAUAAAUUUGGUUCAUUUGUA